AUGGCGUCAGCUUGGCAGGAUUUGAGUAAAGUCCCAAAGAAGCCAUUUCUCAUUACCGCAGCAAAUAUCCCCUGCUAUGAAGAACAUUUUGUGAACCAGGUUGAGUCAGAGGAAGAACCUUGGUUUACGAAUAUUCUGCGAUGGAAGGUGACUGCGUCAACUUAUGUUCGUCAUUGUAAAGCUUGCCAGUAUCAUGAUAACAAAAGCCAUUUGCCUGCUGUUGAACUCCAUCCAACAACUCCUUCUUGGCCUUUUUCAGUAUGGGGUAUAGACAUCAUCGGCAAGAUCACACCAGCAGCAUCGAAUGGUCAUCAAUAUAUUUUGGUUGCAGUAGACUACUUUUUUAGACGGAUUGAAGCUCAAUCCUAUAAAACUUUGACUGCCAAACAAGUGGCUAGAUUCAUUGAACAGAAUAUUUUCUGUCGCUAUGGUGUUCCUCAUCACAUAGUCACGGACAAUGGUUCUCACUUUCAAGUCAACGGACAAAUGGUUUCUCACUUUCAAGCAGGACACGGUCGGCCAGUUGUCUAUUAUAGAAUAUCAAGGUUGGCCACUCACCUUUUCUCCUUAUCGACCUUCAAGCUAAUGGUGUAG
This is a messenger RNA of Jatropha curcas, 594 nucleotides long. Lineage: Eukaryota; Viridiplantae; Streptophyta; Magnoliopsida; Malpighiales; Euphorbiaceae. The record is from RefSeq and is a predicted model, not a curated record.